Messenger RNA from Myzus persicae (green peach aphid), 4785 nucleotides. RefSeq names its product inter-alpha-trypsin inhibitor heavy chain H4-like. Bases 64 to 2715 code for a protein of 883 amino acids. The record is from RefSeq and is a predicted model, not a curated record. The transcript has 16 exons. NCBI's taxonomy places the organism in Eukaryota, Metazoa, Arthropoda, Insecta, Hemiptera, Aphididae.
UUACAAAUUUACAUUUGUUUUUUGGCCCUUGCCAUCAAAAAGGUUGCCGAAUCUUGGUUUAACAUGCCGACAUCGAUGGUGGGGCAGCUGGUUUUAAACUGCGUUGGAUCACGUAAUGUUGACCUGCACAAUAUUAUAUACAACAUGAUAAGACAAACCAUUGAGUUCGGUGGCUUGUUCUGUCCUUACACAGUACAAUAUAACAUAGUCACCAGGCCGGUGCAUUCGACGUCAAACGUUCAACGUAACGAUAUUAUAAAUAUGUUAUUCGUCUCGAUGUAUUCGUUUUGUACCUUCGUAGGUGCUCUGCUGUUAUUGGUGUUACCUGCAGAACAGUCCGGUGCUAAAAAGAUCGUCCAGCCUGCAAAUGGAGACAUUUACAGUUUCGUCGUCCAUUCGAAAAUCAUGUACAGAUAUGCUCAGACUGUUGUAUCAAGCCGCAUUGCCAACAAGAAAAAUACUUCUCAGGAAAUACAGUUCUACUUAACUCUUCCAGAAUCUGCAUUUGUUUCUAAGUUUUUAAUGGAAAUAAAUGAAAAAGUAUACGAAGCUUACGUAAAAGAAAAGAAAGAGGCCAAAAAGAAAUACACUGCUGCUGUUUACUUGGGUCAGACGGCGGCUCACGUCGAGCAAAAUGCAAGAGAUUCAAAUAAGUUUACUGUUUCUGUAAACGUGGAAGCAGAAAGCAAAGUUACAUUUAAUCUCACUUACGAACAAUUGUUAAACAGGAAAUUGGGAAUUUAUGAAAAUAUAAUAAACUUACAACCAGGACAAGUUGUUAAAAACCUACAAGUUAUAGUAGAUAUCGAAGAGUCUUCAAACAUAACAACAUUGGAAGUACCAGACAUAAAAACAUCAAAUGAAAUCGAUACUAAAAUUAGUAAAAAUAAAUUGGCAAAAAUUACCUAUGAGUCAGGAAACAAAGUGAAGAUAAUAUGGAAUCCAAGCGUUGAGGAGCAGUUAAAAUGUACAAAACUAGGUGUUAAAGGCCAAUUCAUAGUUCAAUAUGACGUUGAUCAUAAAUCUGCACCAAAUCAAAUUUUAAUUGACGAUGGAUAUUUUGUUCAUUUCUUUGCACCAACGGAUUUGAAACCACUAAAGACUCACGUAAUAUUUGUACUUGACGUCAGUAGCUCCAUGUAUGGACAGAGAUUACCCCAAGUGAAAGAAGCAAUGAAUCAAAUUCUGUCAGAAAUGCAUUCCGAAGAUUUUUUCACGUUGAUACUUUUUUCAGAUUUCAGUCAGGUUUGGACAAUAAACAUUACUCAAAAAAAGGAUUUUAGCCGAGACCAAAACUAUAGCAGCAGGCGUAUAGACAAUCAUGUUAGUUGGAAGACACUGGAUGAAAACCGUUUUAUUUUUCCGGCAACCGAGCAGAAUAAACAGUAUGCCAGAACAUUCAUUCAGGAAUUGAAAUGGGGAGGCAGUAAGACUAGAUAUAAGAGUACAAAUAUGGAAGAUGCCCUGACCAAAGCUCACUCGAUCGCCAAAUUGGGCGAAACGCGUUUCAAAGGUGGUGCUAACACUCCAAAACCUAUUAUUGUGUUUCUGACCGACGGAAAAGCAGUCACAGGGAUUACCGAACCCCAGAAAUUGAUUGAAUAUGUUUCCAAAAUGAACGAAGAGAAGUAUCCGAUAUUUAGUUUGGGAUUUGGCGAAGGGGCGGAUAUGGAUUUCCUUAAAAAACUCUCAUUGAACAACACCGGUUUCGCAAGGGUCAUUUACGAAGCUUCAGACGCAUCGUUACAAUUGCGCAAUUUUCAUAAAGAAAUAUCGUCGCCCAUUUUAUCCAACGUCACUUUCAAAUACAUUGACGAUCAGGUCGACAAUGUUACUGUGACGAAAAAAUCAUUCAACCUGUUGUUCAAAGGUACGGAAUUAGUAGUGGCCGGAAAAUUGAAAGAUGGAAAAUUGCCAGAUUUUAACGGAACUUUGAACGCCGAUUCGACUGAAGGGGAUUUCAAAGGCCCUGUCAUUAUCACAUGUUUCGAUUUCCCCAUCGUUCCUCCCGAGGCUGUUCCAACAAUAGGUCAUUUACAGAAAUUAUGGGCGUAUUUGCACAUACAACAAUUAAUGGAUACAUAUGAAUUAAACAAGAAUGAGAAUUCUAUAGAAAAAUCUAAAGCACUUGAACUAGCAUUAGAGUAUUCAUUCGUUACUCCACUGACGUCUUUAGUUGUUGUCAAACCUAAUGAUACAACUACAUCAGUUUCUCCAGAGAAAAUUGAACCGCUGGAUAGAUAUAAUUUAAUAGGUUGGAAUUAUAUGGGUCAUCGCAGAGAAUUAUAUACGUAUUCGGCUGGUUAUAAUUUUCGAGACCACAGCGACAGCGACGAUGAAGAUUAUAGUUUUGAAUCUUUUCCUUUUUCAUCUAUUUCGAGAACUAUGGUUACGGACGAAACCGCAACGACCUCAGUAGAAGAGCCUCCCCAAAUUUUAACAGAUAAAUCAAAUUCUACAUCGUUGCACGAUAUCAAAGAACUAGCAUGGCUGAGUGAUACCAUUACAUUGAACUCAACUAAUACAGUUUACCAAGUAUCAUUGAACACGAGUGGCCAAUCAUAUCAAAACUGUACAACACCUGACCAAAUCCGUGGUAAUUGUAAACAUUUAAAAGACUGCGUUGUGGCAUCAAUCCUGAACUCAUUUGAUACAUACCUUUCACUGUUUUGCUCAAUAGAAUCAUUAUAUGCGGGAAUUUGCUGUUCAGUGUAAAUGGGUUGUAGGUUAUUUAUUUUAAUUGAUUUUUGACUUAUAAGUAUAUUAUGUAUCUUUGCAUCAUCAAAUACAUUUUUUAACUAAUUUACCUAUUAUUUAAAAUUUAUUUUCCAAAAUCUGAAAUCUCAUACAUAUACUAACCUUGCUAUUUCACAAUUUUUAUUUUUCUAAGUGUUAAUUGGUUUGCAUUAUUAUAGUUUUAUUUUGAUAAGUGAUGAGUUUUUUGUGAAUUUAAUGUGUUUUCAAUUGUUUAAUAGUAAAAAGUAAGGUGUAUUGUACGCGUUAUCCUAAUAAUAUUUUCUCUAGAAUGAAUAAUAAAUGUAAAUUAUAAACGUCUUUAAUAAUACUUUUGAAAUUAAUUACAUUAUUUAAAAUAGUUAAGUACAAAAGUAAAUAGAGCUUCACCAUUAAUGGUUUUUAAAAAGUAAUUAUGACAAAAUAAAAUACAUAAUGCUUUAUUUUUAUGAUUUCAUAAGCCUCGAUGCCAGGAUAACACUUAGAUUUCUAACAUAUUUUUUUUUAUUUAUUAAAAAAUAUAAAACUUUAAAUAUGCAAAAUCAUUUAAAUUUAGUACAAUAUGUAAAAAUAUGUUACAUACAUUUUUUGAUUUCUUAAUUAUUAUACCUAUUUGAGAUAUGUGUUAUAAAAAUAAAUUACUAGUUAAUCAGGAUUAGGUAUUUGAAGAAAUAUACCAAUGCAUAAAAUGCUGAGCCUUGUUUAUGACCCUAGCACUACAAAAUGUAUUUAUCAUUUAUGUUUAAGAAUAUGAUUACCACUUUAAUGAAUAGCAUAAGAAAGAAAUUUAAUUUAAAAUUAUUGCCAUUGAUUAUGAUAUUAGUUAAGUGUUCUCUGCUUGGCCAUAUUAUAUGAUUGAGCUGCGUCACUGUGAUAAUCAACUCUUUAUGUAAUAUAUGACCAGAUUAAAAAAUAAAACAGUACUAUAAAAAAAAAGUUGUAUGACUUCUUAUAUUAAUCAAUAAUCAUACACAAUUUCUACAAGACUAGAAAAGUUUAUUUUUAUGUAAAAUAAUUUAAUAAUCUGUUUACGCUACACAAUAAGAAAAAGUGUUAACCUCAAAUAGUUUGUUAGAAGUUAGUUUUGGUUUUGAUUUAAAUGGCAUCUUCGCCAGUUUCUUUUAAGUAAACUAUUCAGAUUACUGUGGAAGGUUUGGAAGGACUUUGAUGAAAUAUUAGUAUUUAUUAACCAUGGAAUUGUAUGUAGAGAAAUUAGGCAGAUUUGUUGACUGUUUAAUUUGCAAAUGUUGUCAGCAUGCAUUUGUGACAUACCAUGGGUGCAGCAAUUAUUAGAUGUAGACAGAUCAAUGAAAUAAAUAAGCAAAUAUUUUAUAAAUAUUAAUUAUUAAUUGGAAUGCUGUACCAAGGUUUGAUGAUUUGGUUUUAUCCAUUAAUUGUAUUCCAUACGUCUGUACUAUUCCUCAUUAUUUCUUUUAUACUUAUAUUUAAGGUUCAUUUUGAAUUCUAAUAUUGGAGACAGAAGGUGAAGUAUACGAAAGUUAAAAAAAAUUGUACUGUAUAUAUAAAAUACAUAGCAAUGAAUAUUUAAGUAUGUGUUUACAUAUAUACAGUAGUCCUUCAAUAAUUUGAAAUUCAGGGGACCGAGUUAAAAAUUUGAUUUAUAGAGGUUUUCAUUUUAUCAAGUGUUUGAAUAAUCAAUGGAAAAAGAAAUUAAUUUGAAUUAAAGAGAGGUGAAAAAUUGUAUUACGUUUAUUUUGAUAUUUACUUAUAAAUACAAUUAUUAAUUGAUAUUUAUUUAUCAUACAUAUUAUUAUAUUUUACAUUAAUUUUUAAUAUUAUUAUAUUUUACAUAUUAUUAAAGAAAUAUGUUAUUUUUUUUGUGAAAAAUUGUUGGCCACAAUCUGGUCCAUGGAGUUGUCUAAUUUACUGAUAGCAUUGAAAAUUGUAUCGCAUCUUUUUUCAUCCAUUUCAGAUUGAUCAACAAAUUAAUGUAAUCCUGUCAUAUAAAUAGAUUCACAAAAUCUUUAUACAUUUGAAUCUACACAUAAUCGCGUUUAAAGAAAUUCGAAUUACAGAGGUAUGUGGAACGAA